UUGACAUAUGAAUUCCAUGACACAACUUAACCAAUUACCAAUUACAACAAAUGGACAAUAUUGAUAGUGGUUUAAUAAAAUAAACAAAAUGGAAUUGCUGGUAUUGCUUUUUUCAUUUCUAAUACAAAUAUCCUUAGCUGAAGAUGGGUUAGAAUCGAUUUCUACAGUGGCAAGAGCUCCAGACAAAUUUAAAGUCCAUUUCAUGGAAGCCAAUUCAACGUACGUUUUUAAGCCCUUGAAACGUGGUUUCUUUGAAAAACACUUGAACACCUACUGCUAUUCCGGCGAACCAAAAACAUUAGGCCGUCUGUUGGAGUCGAUUGAGCUGGUCUUAGAAAUCGAUGGAGAUGAUUACACUCAAUAUGAGGGCACCACACCUCAAGAAGUCGAGGAACACUACAACGAUCACCGUUCCCUUUUCAGUUUCAAUUUAUUCUCUCAAAAAAGGUCGCGUUUAUCGCUGUCACCAUUUACGCAACAAUGUAUUGGUAUCGAGACCGUUCAGCCGUACAAGGUAUAUUUGUUACAAGAAAAGGUUGAUUAUGUACGUCUCAUGCUGCUACUUGGUGGCAUAACGAUAUUUCUGUUUUCCGGCGUACUGAGUACAAAUGUAAUAGUUUAUUAUAUAACUGGAACUAUUAUUGGUAUUUGUUCUUUCUUUCUGUUGUUAAUAUGGCUCAUUACAGCAACAUUUUUAUUUAAUCAUUGAUGGAAACCCUUGUUUUAUAACACUCUAAUAUAAUUAUACAAGAAAAAACAACAAUUUAAAAAUACUAUUUCAUAAACAUAAACUACAGCAAAAAUUACAAAACAUUCAUUCAAAUAAAACAUAACAACAAAUGAACCUAACUAAGCUACAUUUCUACUUUAACAACAAAAGAAAAGAUCACAAAAAACGGAAGAAAGAAGAAGAAAAUAUAUUACAAAAAUAACAACUAUACUAAAUGAAAAUCUAAAUAAAUAAUAUUGCUAUUGUGAA
Musca domestica (house fly) is the source of this 979-nucleotide messenger RNA. RefSeq names its product nuclear envelope integral membrane protein. The transcript is spliced from 2 exons. The coding region runs from base 89 to 709 and encodes 206 amino acids. NCBI's taxonomy places the organism in Eukaryota, Metazoa, Arthropoda, Insecta, Diptera, Muscidae. The record is from RefSeq and is a predicted model, not a curated record. Gene Ontology annotation, cellular component: nuclear envelope.